AUAAUUAGGCUGGUUGAGUGGAGAAAUAAACUUGAAGGCAGCCAUGGCAUCGUCGCUGUCGCCACCCAAAGUUCCGAUGGAGCUCCACGUCGGAAACCGCCAGAAGCUUCUGGGAUCCCUUCGCCAACAUCUGCUUCAGUCGAGCGUCCUUCUUCGCGGCUUCGUCCUCCUCCAGGGUGGCCAAGAGCAAACGCGUCACGACACUGAUCACCUCGAGCUCUUCAGGCAGGAGAGUUACUUCGCCUACUUGUUUGGAGUCAGAGAACCUGGUUUCUAUGGAGCUAUUGACGUUGAAAGCGGGGAAUCUAUACUCUUUGCUCCUCGGUUACCUGAUGAGUAUGCUGUUUGGCUGGGAGAAAUAAAACCACUGUCCUAUUUUAAGGAACACUACAUGGUUAGCACGGCAUGCUUCACAGAUGAAAUUGCAAGUGUUUUGCAAGAGCGUUACAAGGGUUCGGGGAAACCCUUGCUCUUUCUCUUGCAUGGCCUAAACACAGAUAGCAACAAUUUCUCUACACCAGCUGACUUUGAGGGCAUCGACAACUUCAAUAAGGAUCGUCAUCAAGUCAGAAAUGGAGAUUGCUCUUGUCCAGUAUGCAAAUGAUAUUAGCUCUGAAGCUCAUGUUGAGGUUAUGAGAAAUGCUAAAGUGGGCAUGAAGGAGUAUCAGCUAGAAAGCAUGUUCCUUCACCACACCUACAUGUAUGGUGGAUGUAGGCAUUGCUCCUACACAUGUAUAUGUGCUACUGGUGAUAACAGUGCUGUUCUCCAUUAUGGGCAUGCAGCAGCUCCAAAUGACAAGACUCUGGAAGAUGGAGGGAUGGCACUACUUGAUAUGGGAGCUGAAUACCACUUCUUUAUGCUCAAUUUAUACUUUUCUGUGCAGAUAAAUGGAAAGUUUACGAUUGAUCAGUCUCUGAUAUAUAAUGCUGUCCUUGAUGCUCAUAAUGCUGUUAUAUCUGCAAUGAAGCCUGGAGUAUUCUGGGUUGAUAUGCACAUAUUAGCAGAAAGAGUCAUUUUAGAGGCACUAAAGAAGGGACAAGUUGUUGUAGGUGAUGUUGAUGAGAUGGUGACUGCACGCUUGGGUGCUGUUUUUAUGCCACAUGGUCUGGGCCAUUUCCUUGGUCUUGAUACACAUGACCCUGGGGGCUACAUAAAGGGUCUGGAAAGAAGAAAGGAACCUGGACUAAAAUCAUUGCGUACAGUCAGAGAGCUCCAGGAAGGAAUGGUCAUCACUGUGGAACCUGGAUGCUACUUCAUUAAUGCUCUGUUAUGUCCAGCCAUGAAUAGUCCAGAAACCUCCAAGUUCAUCAACCAGGAAGUAAUUAAAAGAUUUAAUGGCUUUGGUGGAGUCCGUAUUGAGAGUGAUGUGCUGGUUACUGCCGCUGGUUGCUACAAUAUGACCAAGUGUCCCAGGGAAAUAAAGGAGAUUGAGGCAGUGAUGGCAGGAGCACCAUGGCCAAUUAAGAAGACUUUGUCUAAUCAUGUAAAUGGGAACAGCUCUCUCGGUUUCUAGUUAGUUAUAGGCAUGUAUGGCCAUAGUUGUAUACUAUUAGAAAAUACUUCCUCAGUGUGUGCUUUUCUUAUCAGAGAUGAGACUGCAAGUUUACUUAAUAAAUUCCAGUCGUGGAGGAUCAUAAAUUUCAUAAGAAUAUGAAUCACUACCAAGUCUCGACUCUCGAAUUUCUUUUUUGGGAGGACUUACUAUGAA
This is a messenger RNA of Arachis duranensis, 1709 nucleotides long. RefSeq lists its product as uncharacterized. NCBI's taxonomy places the organism in Eukaryota, Viridiplantae, Streptophyta, Magnoliopsida, Fabales, Fabaceae. Gene Ontology annotation, molecular function: manganese ion binding; metalloaminopeptidase activity. The record is from RefSeq and is a predicted model, not a curated record.